AUGUUUGGCCGCCUGACACGCCUCGCCAUCGACCUCGUCGCCGUCGCUACCAUCUUGGCGGGCAUCAAGCGUUCGACCGGAUACGCCGUCUACACCGGCAAGGUCAAGGACUCGUCCAUCCGUUCGUUCCUCGACACCUACCUCGGUGUCGGCGAGACGGUGUUUUCGUUCAUGUGCGGCUUCGCCGUGUCGAGCAGCUACUUCCGCCGCCAGCUCGAUGACUAG
Apiotrichum porosum is the source of this 225-nucleotide messenger RNA. RefSeq lists its product as uncharacterized. Gene Ontology annotation, cellular component: cytoplasm. The record is from RefSeq and is a predicted model, not a curated record. The transcript has 2 exons. Lineage: Eukaryota; Fungi; Basidiomycota; Tremellomycetes; Trichosporonales; Trichosporonaceae. Bases 1 to 225 code for a protein of 74 amino acids.